AUGUCACCACGUCUCAAAAUAUCAAAUUAUGUUAUUGAGAGGUUGUCUAAGAUAGACGCGGAUGAGAGUACAGGAUGCCUAUUCGGCCUCAUGUACGAUGGCACAUUGCUUGUGGUUGGACUAAGCUUAGAUUUAUUUGAAAAUGAAAAAAAUACAUACAGACAGUUAUUACUAAACCUGCCCGCAGAAGUAGAAUUAUGUGGCGUAGUCAAGUUCGGCGAAGCUUUAACGAUAGGAACGAGAAUGAAAGAGAUAUUGCAGGAUGUGGAUAUAACAGACAAUCCUCUGGUCAUGAUAGUUAAUGAGAAGAAGGAAAUGAAAGCUCAUUUUUUGGUGCAUGAUAAGUUUGAAGAAACAAAAUAUGAAGUAUUAAAUAGCGAAGAUAUGUGGAAACAAUUUGUUCAUGUUCGCCUAAAUACUGUAUUGCCUCUGAGUUGUGAAGCCACUACAUCGGGUGUUAAAAAUAUUUUGCAAAAUAAGAGAAAAAAGAUUGCAUCAGGACAGGUUUCUUUUCAUCUUGAUGGCACAUCUGUGUACUUGUUUGGGGUAGCAUCAGAUGUAGGACUUACUGGAACAAGUUCUGAGGCAACUAUUGGAGAGCUCAUUGACUCUAUGAACCCAGAACAGGCAACUAAGAAAAAGAAGCAUAAUACAAACAAUGUAGAAAUUGUACCCGUAAAUCUUGUAAUGAAGACAACAAAAGAUAUAUUGUCUGAUAAACAAGUAAAAACUGCAGUUAAAAUGAUGACGACACAGAGAAAACCGGCAUUUUGCAUCAGUAUGCCGUUACGAAUAGACACGCUAGCCAUAAUUCAUCGUAACACGAAGUUAUUGGAACUGUACACUGUACUUGUCGAAGCCGUUUGUAGGUCGCUACGAUUACUAGAAAGUGUGCUACUAGAACAAUUGGGUCAAGAAGGUAUCGGAGAUGGUGCUGGUCUACGUUUACCUGAAACAUUCCAUUUUCUACCACAAGAACUAGGUCACUUUGUAACUAGAAUAGUACCUAAAGGAAUUCCUGAUGAACUUAUGGAAAAAGAAAGACGUCUGUUACACGAACAGCUGGGCAUUCAACAAAACAAGCCUGUAUUUCGUAGAGGUAACGCAUAUACUGAGAAAAGUGGGGGUCGGUUAGUCAAUCCCCAUGAAGCCAUUCCGUUGCCACCUUCGAAGUCUGACGUCACCGUGGCAUUGGUUCGAGGCCGAUAUACCUACCAUCAUUAUAUGCAAGACAACUUUAACGACGAUGGAUGGGGCUGUGCUUACCGCUCAAUGCAGACGAUAUUUUCAUGGUUUAGGUAUCAAGGAUACACAACAGUAGAAGUGCCAACACAUAGAGAUAUUCAACAGUGCCUUGUUAAAAUCGGCGACAAGCCAACCUCUUUCCUAGGUUCAAAGCAAUGGAUAGGUUCUACAGAGGUCAUGUUUUGCCUAGAGACAUUGUUAGGAGUGCAGUCCAGGAUUGUCUUUGCUAAUACUGGAACAGAGCUGCAGAGUUAUGCUCCUGAGCUGGUUCAUCAUUUCCAGACGCAUGGAAGUCCCAUUAUGAUAGGUGGUGGAGUGCUGGCACACACAAUACUAGGCGUAGAAUACAACACCGACACAAAUGAGAUACGCUAUCUUAUUUUAGACCCUCACUAUACGGGUGCAGAUGAUUUGACCACUGUAAUCAGUAAGGGAUGGUGUGGUUGGAAACCAUCUGACUUUUGGAAUAAAACUGCUCAUUAUAAUCUUUGCCUGCCACAAACUAAACCUGGUAUAUAG
Molecule: messenger RNA, 1764 nt
Organism: Arctia plantaginis
Lineage: Eukaryota; Metazoa; Arthropoda; Insecta; Lepidoptera; Erebidae
Source: the annotation of a GenBank genome assembly